Messenger RNA from Arachis duranensis, 1368 nucleotides. RefSeq lists its product as uncharacterized. The transcript has 6 exons. NCBI's taxonomy places the organism in Eukaryota, Viridiplantae, Streptophyta, Magnoliopsida, Fabales, Fabaceae. Bases 47 to 928 code for a protein of 293 amino acids. The record is from RefSeq and is a predicted model, not a curated record.
GAGUGUCCUUCAGAGAGAGAGAGAGAGAGAGAGAGAGAGAGAACAGAUGAUAGCGAAGUGUGCCUCCCCCAUUCCCAUUGCCAUUGCUGUUCCCAGCAGCCAUAGCCACAGACCUUCACUGAGGCCCAUCAACAUCAUCAUCAAGUGCUCUGCUUCUUCUUCAACUUCAUCAAAUAUCAACAGUUCUGAACACCUUCGUUCUCAGCUCGAUCAUCUUCAUGCUGAAGCGAACACCACCACUACCAAGGCAAAUAAUGCUAGAAUGAGGCUCCUGCGGCUGUCAGAAGCUGCAGAGAAGCUCCAAAAACAAGCAGCUAUAAGCAUUCAGAGGGGAGAUGAAAAUGGUGCAAGGGAAAUGCUUUUCCAGAGGAAGAAGGUGUUGCAAGCUCUGGAAAAGUCUAAAAGCCGAAUCGAAUUGCUUGAUGAGCUAUCCACAAAGCUAAGUGAGGCAAUAUCUUUGAAAGAAAGUCAGCUCAUUGGGUCCAUAAUGAACAUGGAAGACACAAUAGAAGAUGCUUCAAGUCCCAUUCGAAUUGUUGCACCAACGGAGGAGGUUCAAGAAGAUUUCUCCGAGGAUGUCUCAGAACCAAACACAAUGAAUUUCAGUGAUAUUCAAGGGAACCGACUAGAUGAUGAGGAGGCUGUGAAUAUUCAGGGAUCACUUAGCAAUGACAGUUGGAAUGAAGACAAUACUGUUAGCUGCUUGUCAUUUACAUCUGCUUAUGACGAAUUCCUGGAAAAUAUAGAUAAAAAGCUUGACGAAAUUGAAGCUGAACUAGUUACUGUUUUGAAUGUCUCAACGUUGGUUCUGGACAGUGAAGAGAGACCAAAAAAUUCCAGGUUGCAACAAACAACAGAACUUCUCGAGAGCAUCCGCACAAUAAGACAGAGAAUUGCAAGUAUCAAUGUAUCACAGAGUCAAAACUGAGGAUCUGAUCAAUUUUGUGUUGCCCAACUCAUCUUCUGCCGCCAGGAACAAGAAAGGCACAUGGGAUAUGGCUAUUAUUACAACAAAUAGCAUUGUUGAUUUUUUUAAAUACCGCUAGUCCUUCCAACUUUCUUUGUCUGAUCCCAUUACAGAAGUAGCAGAUUGGAACAAAUUGCCUAAGGACUAAGGAUAACUCAGUGAAGUAGCUUGUCAAUGCCUAAAACUUCCAUUGUGCUUUCUGCUUAAGGUAGCUACAAGGUGUGGAGUUUGUAAAUAUGGCUUACAAGAUUCACAUUUUAUACUAUUUUGUUCCAUUCAAUACCACAAAAUCCAGUCAUAUUGGGAGGCUUUGCAACUAUGGAUGAAAUUCCAAUGACAAUAGUUAAUAUUUUGUUUAAUCAUUACUUAGAUCGCUGACUAAUGAAACCAUUUUUUUCCCG